UAGACCGCUGCAUAAGUAGCAUGAGUAAUUUGCCACGAUAAUGAUAUAUCGGCUGGUCCACGAGACUAAGAAUAACUAUGUUCAAAUAUAAAGUUUUAGUCGCUAGUGUGUACUUGAGUGCGGUAACUUGUUUGGUACUUUGCUCGGAGUAUCAAGCUGUGGUUUAUGUGGACACAGUCAACGGUGUGGACAACAGUAGUUGUUGGCUUGGUGAGAUAGAACUGCCUUGCAAGUCGUUAUUAUUUGCCGGCAAUGGAAGACCUGAUGUUCUUGUAGCAGAGUUAAAACGAACAUCUCAUCAGCUGCAUGGUUCAGAUGAAGAAUGUUAUCCAUGGAUGUUUUUCAAUGAUACGAUUGGAGAGUGUGCGUGUGGUGACAUUCCCUAUCGCUCGGUUCUGUGUGAUCCCACAAUUCCUCAGACGUCUAUACUAGACUGUUAUUGCAUGACGUAUGAUAACAUUACAAGAAAGACUGAACUAGGAGUGUGCUUCUUUGGCUGUGAUCGUAUUGCUGACACACUUUAUACUAAACUACCAACUAAUGUGAGCGAUUUGAACACCUAUAUGUGUGAGAAAUACAACCGAGGUUCAACACUGUGUGGGAAGUGUCUACCAGGAUAUUCACCACUUGUGUACUCGUAUGACAUGAAAUGUAUGAACUGCACAGGAGAGAACAUGACCUACAACUGGAUCAAGUACAUAGCGGUUGCUUACAUUCUGUUAACAAUCUUCUUUUUCUGUGUUGUGGGUUUCAAAUUCAGUGGAACAUCUCCAUGGAUGAAAGCUUUCAUUUCUCUCUGUCAAGGUGUAGCUUCCCCUAUAGUAGCCAGGUCUUUCUUGCGAAUUGCCAGGAACAGGAUGAAUAUCUUUAUUCGAAUACUCGAGUGUGUUUAUGGUAUUUGGAAUUUGGAUUUCUUCUGGACAAUUAUCCCACCGAUAUGCGUAAGUAUAACUCCACUACAGGCACUUGCUUUAGAUUAUGCAAUUGCAUUCUAUCCACUGUUACUGGUCACUGUUACUUAUAUACUAGUGCGUAUGUACAGUCGGGACGUACAGGUAAUCGUAUGGCUUUGGAAACCAUUUCACAAACUUCUGGGAUGUUUCAGGAAUAAGAAAAGAGACUUUGAGGGUUCGCUUGUAAAAGCUUUCGCCACUUUUUUUUUACUCUCAUACUUGAAGUUGAUCGAUGUUUCUUUUGAUUUCCUUUUGUAUACAGAGAUGUACACAUUCGAACACAGUAACAGUAGCCAGUAUAGUGUCCGCUAUGUUCUCUACCUCGAUGCAUCUGUGGAUUACUUCAGUAAAGAACACCUUCCCAACGCUAUCACUGCUUUGUUUGUUUUGAUCUUUGUGAUUAUCUUUCCACUUGUGUUUCUUGUCAUCUAUCCAAUGCGUUGGUUUCAACGAGUUCUGAACAAGUUUAGUGUUCAGCGCCAACAUGUUGAUAUGUUGUUUACUGUUACCAAGGUUACUACAAGGAUGGAACAAAUGGAACUCGUGACUGUCGAUGCUUUUCUAUAACGUUCUUUCUCUCUCAAAUUAUAAUGUUUGUCUGGUUCACCCUCUCACAAAGUAUUUAUUGCUAUCCUAUAUGUGCUGUGCUUUUGACACUAGUAGUCAUUGUUCAGCUACUGGUACAGCCAUACAAAGAACAGUUUCGUAUCUACAACUUAAUCGAUAUUGUGAUGAUGUUGAAUUUUGUUCUGAUAACGGUGAUGGCCACUGCUGCAGAUGAAGCUAGCAUGAAAGCAGUUCGUUUUACUAACUUUUCUUUUGUUCUUACCGGAAUGUUUGUAGUUUUUCCAUUUGUGUAUUUAGUAGCUGUUACUAUGUGGAAGAUAUGGUCAACAAAUUGCUUCAAAUUGUGUGCUAGGAGGGUGAAAGAGCUGGGUAAUCAUUGGAAACAACAUCAUAAUAUCGAUAUUAAAGAAAACGAUACCUCUUAUAAUUUUCCUGAUCGGAUGGAAAAUCCUAUAAAUUAUCAAGUUCAAGCAGGCUUAUUGCAAGGGGACAAUCAACGACACAUCUCAUACGGAACAGCUGCCUGAUUGUUUUGAUCAAAACUGAACAUGCAAUUUUGAACUCAUUUUAGUAGAUAUGUAUAUGUCAAAGUUUGCCCACGCAUUUCAUAACAAAAUAAUAACUAUUUUGACUCCUAGCAGCUAGCGUCUCCACCUUAAUUAUAGCAGAUAGAUACUGUGAACCUGCAUGUAUAUAUAAUUAUAUCUAAUUUCUGAAGGUC
Messenger RNA from Halichondria panicea, 2241 nucleotides. RefSeq lists its product as uncharacterized. Bases 78 to 1520 code for a protein of 480 amino acids. NCBI's taxonomy places the organism in Eukaryota, Metazoa, Porifera, Demospongiae, Suberitida, Halichondriidae. The transcript has a single exon. The record is from RefSeq and is a predicted model, not a curated record.